AAUUUGUAGACCACUUACCGGCAGUGGGUUUUAUUUUAGACGUAGUAGGACGCUUCCGGUUGUGGGAGGCAGUCGCUAGUUUAGUGUUUUGAAGAGAAAGAAAGACGAGUUCGUGUCUCGUGAGGAAGAAGACGACGAAGCAGAAGAACAGAACAUGGACUGUGAAGAGAAGACGUACGGUGGCUGUGAAGGUCCCGAUGCCAUGUACGUCAAACUAAUCUCCUCUGAUGGCCACGAGUUCAUUGUGAAGAGAGAACACGCACUGACAUCAGGAACCAUCAAAGCCAUGCUGAGCGGCCCAGGUCAGUUUGCUGAAAACGAAACGAAUGAAGUGAAUUUCAGAGAAAUCCCAUCUCACGUCCUCUCCAAAGUCUGCAUGUAUUUCACCUACAAAGUCCGAUACACCAACAGCUCCACAGAAAUCCCAGAGUUCCCCAUCGCACCGGAAAUCGCCCUGGAACUGCUCAUGGCUGCAAACUUCUUAGAUUGUUAAACGCACACGCCUUGCAGAUGCAAGUUCAUAAAACAGUAAACUAAACUAUUCUAAAUGUGUGGCAGAGGGACGUGUUGUGUGAUUUUUAGUUCCCACAGUAUUAGUUUUGUUCAUGCCACAGAAAUCCCUCGUGAGGAAGUGGUUAAGCAGACAGCAUGCUGAGUCUGUUUACCUUCCUCUACUAAUAAACUGAUGUGAACUGCUAUUCCCCUUCAAUAAAAAUAAUUUAAUUAUUGUCUAUA
Molecule: messenger RNA, 735 nt
Organism: Hemibagrus wyckioides
Lineage: Eukaryota; Metazoa; Chordata; Actinopteri; Siluriformes; Bagridae
Gene: elocb
Product: elongin C paralog b
Exons: 4
Coding region: 155-493 (112 amino acids)
Biological process (GO): ubiquitin-dependent protein catabolic process
Cellular component (GO): elongin complex
Molecular function (GO): protein-macromolecule adaptor activity
Source: RefSeq, a predicted model, not a curated record